AUGAACGAGGGCAGUUUCCAGCAACAGCUGCUCACCGAAAUGCACAAAAUGAAUGCCUGUCUCGCCGCCAUCGAAUCUGCUAGCCAAAUCAUUAUCGCAAACCAGCAAACAACUGAGGAACAUGCUCACCAACACGAGAAUACGCUCAACAAGUUGAUGCAAAACAUCGACGCGAUGAUGGUGUCUAGUAACAUCAUGAGACACCAAAUUUUUGACAAUACACCGUUUGAACAUGUCUGUACCCUGGUUGGUGUCUGGUUUAGAAUGCUGCUUGGACAUGUAUGGUUUGGUGGUGGGUGCUCGUAUCUAGAGUAUGGUUUGGAUAGACUACUAGGUACGGAUCGUGUCCAGGCAGACGGCCUAACCACGUACAGAUAG
Molecule: messenger RNA, 378 nt
Organism: Suillus clintonianus
Lineage: Eukaryota; Fungi; Basidiomycota; Agaricomycetes; Boletales; Suillaceae
Exons: 3
Coding region: 1-378 (125 amino acids)
Source: RefSeq, a predicted model, not a curated record